AUGGCCAGGAUCACUCUUAUUUCUGUUCUCAUCCUCUGGGCAGCCUCACAGCAGGGAAGAGGAGAUGACACUACAGAAAAAGGCCUCUCUUUGCUGGGGUACCACCUGUGCAACUACACCCUGACCAAAAGUGUGUUAAAAAUGGUCGCCUACCAAAAGUCCUAUGAGAAGAACACACCCUGUGGAGGGUGGAUCCCGUGGAUGGUGUGUCCCCAGACACACCACAGAACGCAGUUUCACAGCGUUGAAGUCCCUGAAACCUUCACUCUCACAGAUUGCUGCGAAGGAUAUGAACAAGUUGGACUCUACUGCUCUCUAGCACUCAAUAGAUCCAGUGUAUUUGCCUCAAGACCUGGUAUUUGUCCAGUGAAGGAUAUGGAAACAUUUGAUUAUCCUUGCACGUUCGAUACUGAAUGUCCAGGGCUGAAAAAAUGCUGCAGCUCAUCCAAAGGAGCAGGCUGUGUGGAUCCCAUGCCAGAGGGGAGGAUGUUCUGGUACAACGUGACAGUGCUUGUGAAAAUGGAUUUUAAUGAAUUAAUCCGGGUGGAUCCCCACCUUCUGAAUCAUUCCCGCCUUUUGCACUCUGUGAUCACUGGAGCACUGCAGCCCCUGAAUGCCUCUGUGCACCACAUCCAGAGUGACCGUGGGGACAUCUAUGCUGGGACAGUGGCCUCUCAGCUUCUCCUGGGACUGCACCAGCCAGCUCCUCUGGCAGAGGUUUCCUCCUCCCUGAAGGCCAUGGUGAAGCGAGUGUAUGAAGUGAUUGACACACAAGUGCAAGAUGUCAAUGAAUGCUCCUAUGCUGAGUUCAACGCUUGCCCUGAGAAAAGCAGCUGUGUAAACCUGGAGGGUUAUUACAGCUGCCACCCUCAGCAUGAACGUGCCACUGUCACCCCUCUCUGGCUGAGCCCAAGGAAGGAAGGCAUUGCAGCAUCUACUCCAAUUUCAGUAAAUGCUGUUAACACUGGCACUAGUUAUCCCUCUACAAGGAAAGCAAAUCUCUUGUCCAUAACCAACGAAUCUACAGAUGCUGGGUGCUAUCCCUCUGCAGUUACAAACCAUCAAAUCCUCAGCGUUACCAGCAACAGCUUUGAAAUGUCCUGGCUUGUCAUUCCCACUCUGAAGCACACAUUCCGAGUCCGGGUGUCCAAGGGCAAUGAAACUGUGCAAACCCUGCAGACAGAGGAAAUGCACAUGGAUGUGUCUCACCUGGAAGCAGGUGUGAUGUAUUCAGUAGAGAUCAGCUAUGAAACUUGUGGGAAAACCAUUAUCUCUCAUCAAAAUGUUAAAACAGAGGCCAAGAUAUUUGAUGUUACUAUGAGGAUUCUCAACUACAACUUCACUGAUGAUUUCCAUAAUUCCAGCAGCUCAGCAUAUGAAGAAUUUUCAAGACUGUUGCUUACAGAGCUUGAAAAUUCAUUCCCACCCAACAUUUCUGCCUUGUACAAAUCUGGGAAGCUGAAAGUGCAGAUUGUAUCCCUGGCAGCAGGAAGCAUCAUUGUGAGGCUCAGAAUCAUUGUGCAGGAUCCCGAGUUUCCAGUGGAUGCCUCCACAUUUGCCCCAGUGCUUUCCUACCUGCACAAUGGCUCCGUGCUUGUGGUGGAUCAGCAAAACACUGCAGUAGAAGACUGGGAUGAAUGUGCUUCCCAAGCUGAGAAUGACUGCUCUGUGUUUGCAGAGUGUAUCAAUUUGAUGGGCUCCUACACGUGCAAGUGCAAGACAACCAUGGAUACCAAUCCAUCCCGACCUGGAAGAAACUGUGAGGGUGAGAUUGUGGAUCCUCUCACUGAAACCAUGGCUUCUGAAACAAGAAACAGCAGGGACUUUGCCCUUGAAGAAGGAAGCCCUGCAGGCCCUGCUCCCGCUGCCACAACCGAGACAAUGGCGGCUGCAGGCCCGGCGUCAAGCGCCACCACGCUCCUCCCUGCCGCGCUGGCCCUGGGUGACAAACAAGCGUCCCACGGUCCCUCCAGUGCUCCUCCAACCCCUUGGCAAAAAGGCCUGGCCCCACAGAUGGGUCUCAGCAGGGGCAGCAGCCCCAUGGCCAGCAGGGCCCUGCCCGUGGGCACAGGAGCCACAAGUCCGUCACGGCAAAGCUCCGCGGCCAUGGCUGCUGUCCCCAACAGCCCCAGGGGCACGGCGGGGCCAGAGCAGCUCACUGCAGUUUGGGGGCUCCCAAACCCAAGAGCCUCAGGUGGCAGCAGCGCUCGCACGGCUCCUGCCGUGCCCCGAGGUGGCCCUGGCACCGCCCUGCUGGCCACAGGCAGCGCUGCCAUCGCCACCCUCCGAGCAGACGGAGAGCAGGGCACGGAGAACAGCUCUUGGUCAGAGGGACCCACUGCAGCCUUGGGGUCAGCAGCUCUGCCAGGCUCCUCUCCAGCCCCCAGCCCGUUCCGCAGUGAGUACACAUCCCACGGGAUCGGCACAUCCUUCCAGAAACUUAGUGGCACAGUUUGGAUAACAAACAUGGAAUACUCUCCAGGCUUUAGCAAUACAAGCAGUGAGGAAUAUCAAACUUUUGCACAGCUCUUUGUUGAUGAAGUGCGUAAAUCUCUGCCCCUUGAGGUGCUCCAGCAGAUGGAUGCUGGUCUGAUUAAAGUGCUGGUAACGGGUGUUACUAAUGGGAGCACAGUGCUAAGUUUCAAUCUGCUGCUUGCAGAAGAAGUGGAUGUCCACCAUGUCAUCACCACUUUUUGUGAGGCUUUGGAACACAGCUCCUACUUCACCAUGGACAGGAACAACCUCUCCAUACAUGCUCUUCCCUUCAGCCAGAAAGCAACAGUGAUGGAUAAGAAACCAACAGUGAUGGAUAAGAAACCAACAGUGAUGGAUAAGAAACCAACAGUGAUGGAUAAGAAACCUGUGCACAGCACAAUUUUACCUGUGACAUCUUCGCAAACUUCAGCUCAUGUUUCCUCCCCUGCUUCACUGGACUUCUCUCCUGCUGAGCACAAAGCUCUGGUGGACACCAGGUUCUCCAGCACAGUGCUGACUCCUCUCACCACCGAUCCCAUGGCAACUCCUGAUGUUUCUCCUCCAGCAUCUCCAGUCCCCCUUGUCAAACCCACCCAAGAGGUUUCCAUUAAAGAAGCAGUGAGUGUGUUUUGUGAAAUUGAGAGGAUCAUCCUUGCCAUCCAGAAGAGAUUCUUGCAGCAGGAGUCCAUCCCAGAGAGUUCCCUGUUCCUGGGGGAGCCUGGCUGCAAUGUGAGCACCAGCAAUGGCACCCACGUUGUGCUGCAGGCGGGCUGGAGCGACUGCGGCACCCAAGUUGAGACUAACAUGACUACUACCGUGGUGAAAACCACCCUUCGGAAUGAUGUUUCUGCUCAGGGAAUCAUCCACCGCUUGAACAUUGCCAGUCCCAUCCACUGUGUGUUUCAAAACGAUGUCUUGACUUCCUCUGGGUACACUGCAGAAGGACUUUACACCAUCUUUGAGGAUUUGCACGGAUCUGGACACUUCAGAACAGAAAUGCAGUUGUUUAUUGGAAACUCCCCAAUCCCCAGAAAUUUCAGUGUCUCUGCCAGUGAGGAUGUGCUGAUUGAAGUGGGGAUGCAGAGGGCAGACAGCAAGCUCAAGGUGGUUCUCACUGACUGCUGGGCCACUCCAACCAAUAAUUCAGUGGAUCCCCUGUCAUUUGUUUUUAUCAGCAACAGCUGUCCCAUCCCAAACACUUACACCACUCUGCUGGAAAAUGGGAAUUCGAGCAAAGCUCAGUUUAAGAUGAAAAUUUUUUCCUUUGUCAACAACUCUGUGGUUUACUUACACUGCAGAAUUCGUAUUUGUAUGGAGUCACCAGGAAGCACCUGCAGGACUAGAUGCCAUGCAAGGGCUGGACUCCUGAAGGCUGGAGAAACCCUCGCCCUGCACAGAACAUCCUGGGGACCCCUGUGUAAAUCAGCAUCUGAUUCGAAGAGAGGGAAGGAGGCUGGAAUGGGAAUUGGAUACAUCAUCCUCAUAGUCCUUGCUGUGUUUGGUUUUGUGCUGGGAGUUGUGACCCUUCUCAUUUUCCAGUACCAGCGAAAGACGGGGAGAUACAACCUCAGGAUCAAGUCUGACAACUUCAGCUACCAAGUGUUCUAUGAUUAGUGAUUCCCAGGUUGCCACAUUGGGAUCAUAUCACAUAAAGAACUGAAGUUUGUCUUCAUUCAACAUUUGGCUUUCCUUGCUCUACACAACACUGACUCUUUCAAAUUAAUGUAAUAUAUGAAAGGAUUCUAUACCCCUUU
Poecile atricapillus (Black-capped chickadee) is the source of this 4229-nucleotide messenger RNA. RefSeq names its product uromodulin like 1 (gene UMODL1). Lineage: Eukaryota; Metazoa; Chordata; Aves; Passeriformes; Paridae. The coding region runs from base 1 to 4089 and encodes 1362 amino acids. Gene Ontology annotation, cellular component: cell surface; extracellular region. Gene Ontology annotation, molecular function: protein binding; peptidase inhibitor activity; calcium ion binding. The record is from RefSeq and is a predicted model, not a curated record. The transcript is spliced from 21 exons.